AUGUCUGCAUCAUAUUUUAAGUGCAACUCAUGUGCUAUUCAAUUCCCCAACUCUGAUUCUCAGAGAUUUCAUAUGAAAUCUGAUUGGCAUCGUUAUAACUUAAAGAGAAGAGUGGCACAAUUGCCCCCAGUUGAUGCUCAUGUGUUUGCUGAAAAGUUACAACAAUCUAAACAACAUGAAGAAGAACGUGAUGAAUUUGGAUUUGCCGUCAUAAAACCAAAAGAACCAAAAAAGUUACAUAUCCAACAAAGAGUCAGAGGUGAUAUUCAUAGAGGUAGACCAGUUCAGGUUGCUGGUGAUAUCGAAAGGGCAAUUAGUCCGGCAAGUACAGUUGCUUCUGAAUUUUCAAGCUUUUCAUUAGGUGAUUCAGUCUAUAGUCAUCCAGGUACACACUCUGAUAUAGGUAGUGAUUUUGAAGAAAUUGCUUCUCAGGUGGGUACUGAUCCAAGUUAUGUUCCAUCUGGAGAUGAAGACGAAGAUAACGAUGAAACUUUUGAUAGUGAAUCACACCAUGAAGAACCAUUACAGCCAAUAACAAGUUGUAUAUAUUGUGGUAUCCCUCAUCAUGAUGUUGAAACGAAUAUGUCUCAUAUGUUCAAGAACCAUGGUUUAUACAUCCCAGAAAGAACUUAUUUGGUUAAUUUGGAAGGAUUACUAGAGUACCUGAUCUCUGUUAUUGUCAUAGAUAAUGAGUGUCUGUGUUGCAAUUUCCAAGGUAGAAGUCUGGAAAGUAUCAGAGCACACAUGUCAUCAAAAGGUCAUUGUCGCUUACCUUAUGAAAGUAAACUUGAAAGGGAAGAAUUUGCAAGAUUUUAUGAUUUCUCUUCGAUAGAGACCAAUCCAGAAAAGUCAAAGUCGUCAAAGAAAGUUGGGUUCUCAGGAGUUGAUGAUGAAACUGAUGAAAUCAUUGUUGAUGAAAGUUCAGAUUCAGAUGAUGCCAAUGAUAAUUACACUUUGGUUCAUAUUGAUCCAAUAGAUUCAAAUCUUUCACUACCGAAUGGAAAUCGUUUAGGCCAUAGACAAUUCAGAAAAAUCUAUAGACAAAAUCUACCACUACCAAGAGAACCAUCUCAAGGACAACUUACAGUCUCUUCAGCAGAUAGAAGAUUUGCUGGUGGUUUAACUUUACCUCAACAACAAAAAGAAGAUAAGGCAAUCAAAAUGUUUGAAACAAAACAGAAGAGCACACAAAUACGUCGUGAAGUAAAGAGAAUCAAUUUCCAACCUCAUUACAGAGAUCCAAUGUUGGGUGGUUAG
Molecule: messenger RNA, 1257 nt
Organism: Hansenula anomala
Lineage: Eukaryota; Fungi; Ascomycota; Saccharomycetes; Phaffomycetales; Wickerhamomycetaceae
Gene: REH1
Product: Reh1p
Exons: 1
Coding region: 1-1257 (418 amino acids)
Biological process (GO): ribosomal large subunit biogenesis
Cellular component (GO): preribosome, large subunit precursor
Source: RefSeq, a predicted model, not a curated record